Molecule: messenger RNA, 2245 nt
Organism: Xenia sp. Carnegie-2017
Lineage: Eukaryota; Metazoa; Cnidaria; Anthozoa; Malacalcyonacea; Xeniidae
Product: tRNA N(3)-methylcytidine methyltransferase METTL2-like
Exons: 10
Coding region: 17-1051 (344 amino acids)
Molecular function (GO): tRNA (cytidine-N3)-methyltransferase activity
Source: RefSeq, a predicted model, not a curated record
UUUGAUUGUGAGAGCAAUGGUUCCAGAUUUAUUUACUACAAUGGAUGACAAAGAAAGACCUCAAUUUGGAAACCGAUUUCUUAACGACAACUCUAAAGUUUUUGAACAUAAUGCCUGGGAUAAUGUUAAAUGGAGUAAAGAACAAGAAGAAAGUGCGAUAAAGGUUGUUCAAGAAAAUAGUACUACAUAUGUUCCAGCUCAUUUACAAGAGAUGUACACUAACAAUGCCCAUGACUAUUGGAACAAUUUUUAUAUGCAGCAUAAUAACAGAUUUUUUAAAGAUCGACAUUGGUUGUUUACUGAGUUUCCAGAACUUGCUGCCAAAUCAACAUUAAUGUCAAAAAGGUCUUUACAACCUUGUGAUGAUGGUCAAGCUGGACAUUAUCCUGGUUCAACUGCAAAAAUGAAAAUAUUAGAGGUUGGCUGUGGUGCUGGUAAUACUCUAUUUCCCAUUCUUCAAAACAAUAAGUAUAGAAAGCAAACCAUUAGAGUUAUAAAUAAAAUUGUGUUUUUAUUUACGAGAAAUUGUUUGUGUAGUGACUGUGAAUUGUUCAUUUAUUGUUGCGAUUUUGCCAGUGUUGCUGUUGAUUUGGUGAAGGAUCAAGAGGAAUACAAAAAUGGUCGGUGUUACGCUUUUGUUUGUGAUAUAACCAAAGAAAAUGAUUUUCCAUUUCCACCUGAAUCCCUGGACAUUAUAUUAUUAGUAUUUGUUCUUUCAGCGAUAAGUCCUCUCAAGUUUCAACAGACAGUUGAGAGAUUAACAAAAUAUUUAAAGCCAGGAGGUUACGUUUUCUUUCGUGACUAUGGACGCUAUGAUAUGGCUCAGCUUCGCUUUAAGAAAGGAAAAUGUUUAGCUGACAAUUUUUAUGUACGUGGAGAUGGCACUCGGUGUUAUUUUUUCACACAAGAUGAAAUAAGGACACUUUUUACGAAAGAAGGUCUCGUCGAAGAGCAAAAUUAUGUUGAUAGACGUUUACAAGUUAACCGAGGACGUCAAAUUAAAAUGUACAGAAUUUGGCUUCAAGCAAAAUACAAGAAACCUAACCACUGAACGUUAAAGACUGGACUACGAUAUUCACAAGAUAUUUUUUAAAACUAUUUUGCAACAGUGAGACACUUGUAUGUGGGAAGCAGUAAGUACAGCGUUGGUGGUUUGUGGCCUUUCAACAGGUGUCUGUUACAACAUUUUUAUUUUUGUCUCUUAACGUACUGUGUAACAAAUCGUACUGGUCAUGGUACGUAUGUUAUGUUACUUGUACUUUGACCAUACAGUUUAUUUUCUAUUCUCCUGAUUACUCUUUCACUUUUCUUUCUCUUUUCCCUUUCUUUCCUUACUCAUUUUCUUGCUCGUCCUUUUCAAUUUCCAUUAUUUCGUCCAAGGUACGGUCUUUGUUUUCUGGCUUGGUGUUGUACCUAUCUUACACAUACUCAUAACUGUGCUCUUUGGCUAAACUCGUUACUUCAUACAAUUUUGUUGUCACUUUCUCGUUCGGUUAACAUCGGCUGCUUGAAACUCAAUCGACCAAUUUGCUUCUACUUCCUUUUAUGUACGUUUUUUCUGAGAAAUGUGCUACCUACAACCAUUUUUAUUGCUCUUGCAAUAUCUACUACCAUCUGUUCUACAUGUGUAUGGAGAAUAUCAGACCUGUCAUAUUUUCAUCACUAUCUCUGUUGCUUGCAACAACAUUCUUGCUAAUUGAUAGCUAAGGGCUAACCACAUCAUUUUCGUUAAAUAUGAUCUAGGUGAAUACGCUUGUAUUUUCUUCAUGAUGGUCAUCGUAAGUCUUAUUUUUAUUUAAUAUUUUUUUUUCUGAUAAAUGGUUAAAGCCUCGGUCACACCGCACCCAAUAACGAUCCGAUAACGAUGCGAAAAAAACAUCGCUCGUUAUUCAAACUCUUGUGUGCGGUGACAUUGCAGCAAUAACGAUAACGAUUUAUCGUUAGUAUGUGACCAUUGAAUUUCCUUAUAAUUUAUCGUUAUCGUCAAACAGUGUGACCGAGGCUUAAACGGCAUUAUACAAUACAAUAAAAAAUCGUUAGCCACUAGCGAGACUUGUGUGGCGAAGUGGUCCUACCAGGUCGUUAAAGCAUUUAUUAACAUCAGUAACUAAGAAGAUGGAAGAACUAUGUUGCAUUUGCUUUUGAUGGAUUUUCUUUAGUUUAUUUCUUCAAUUUAAUGUUCGUACGAAAGCAAAACGAUGCCACUGAACUUCAUUUGCACUCGAAUAAAUUUUCUCAACUGUGA